UCUUCAUGUCAGUGAAUUUUCUACAUGCUUAUAGCAACGCGCUUUUUAAGCUUAAUUAAUACUAUGCUCGUCUUGAGAUUUACUACGAAGUUUCUAGGAACUGCUAUCGGAAAAUAAAGAAGAAGCGCAGAAGAAGAUCGACUAUGUUUUGGUGUACACUGAGAAAACGGGUAAGACGGAUGCAGUCGUUCGACGGCGACGACGAAUCUUCGAAAACAACCUGCGAAAGGAGGGACUUCAGUUGGACUAUAGUCAUCAAGAGGUGAACGACCUCGUCAGUCAAGGGUCAUCGGCGACCAACCUGUUCUCAAGAGCCGUCCGCAAGCUGGCUGACUUUUUGCGCUGGGAACGAGCUUACGAAGAAACGCAGUAUUUCAAUGCGGUCUUCAGUCGCGAUCGUUGUCACCAGUACGACGAAGCCGGUAGCUGCUCAGGUAUCACUGCGUUGCUAGAAAAUGGCACCUACAGUGACGCCUACCCGCUUCACGAAGGCUCCAUCGAUGGUCAAGAUCAAGUUCCACCGACGGACAGACAGUUUCUAAUGCUUGAAAUCAUCUCAAUGGCCGUUGCUUUUCAGGCAACUCACUUAUUUGACAAUUUGGUGACGGUUUUGUUCGCCAUUUUCAUGUCCACUUGGGCGGCUCUAUUUCUGGAGGGUUGGAAACGCCGUCAGAACGAACUGGCAUGGAAGUGGGACCUGCUCGAUUUCGAACUGGAAGAGGAUGUAAUCAGGCCAGAAUUUCUUAGAACUGCCAAAAAGCUGGCUGUGAACCCAAUCACUAAGGAAACGGAACCGUACUUGCCAUUUCCGGAACGGUUUUUUCGAAUGUUUACUUCUGGGGUUACCGUUCUCUUUUUCCUUUGUUUGUUUAUUGCCUUUGCUAUUGGGAUUAUUAUUUAUCGUGUGGUGAUGAUUCACCAUUUCGACAAGCACGAGUCGUCUAUUGUUCGAGUUUACGCCGGCCUUGCAGCCACAGCCGUUUCUGCAUUGUUGAAUCUCAUUAUCAUUAUGCUAUUGGAAAGAGUUUAUACGAAACUCGCCUGGUGUCUUACCAACUGGGAGUAUCCAAGAACUCAGUCGGAGUUCGACAACAGUUUCACGUGCAAGGUUUUUAUGUUCCAGUUCAUCAACUAUUAUUCUUCCCUAUUCUAUAUCGCAUUUUUCAAAGGAAGGUUUGUCACUCUUCCGGGGUCAACCAAUGCUACCAUGUUCGGAUACAAGCCUGAAAUGUGCGAUAUGCGUGGCUGCAUGGUUGAGCUGCUGAUACAACUGUCGAUGAUCAUGAUUGGAAAGCAGUUCAUUAAUAAUUUCUUCGAAAUCGGUAUUCCUGUAAUUACAAAGAAGUUCCGCCAAAUGCGGCAGGCAUGGAAGUAUUCGUGUCGGCUUCCGUGGGAAUUCGACUAUUACCUGAAUCCCGUACCACCGACAUACCUCAUCGAUGAAUACCUUGAAGUGGUUUUGCAGUUUGGCUUUGUUACGCUUUUUGUUGCCGCGUUUCCGCUUGCCCCUUUUUUCGCGUUGCUCAACAACAUCGUGGAAAUCCGCAUAGACGCCUACAAAUACAUCGUCACCUAUCGUAGGCCUACCCCUGUUAGAGUGAAGGAUCUUGGAAUUUGGAACAACAUUCUCGAAAGUUUGUCCAAUCUGGCAGUUCUAACAAAUGUAAUUUUAAGUUUGAUGUUUUAUUGUUAAUU
Messenger RNA from Soboliphyme baturini, 1695 nucleotides. The record is from the annotation of a GenBank genome assembly. Lineage: Eukaryota; Metazoa; Nematoda; Enoplea; Dioctophymatida; Soboliphymatidae.